CGGGGCAGCCUGCUCAGCGCCGCGGCGGCGGCGGCGGCCGGAGACAAAGCGCCCGGCUAAUGAAUGGGACGGUCCCGCCCGGCCCUUCCUUUUAACUCUUUCGGGCCCGGCCGGGCGGCGACGACCUUCGGCUUCCCCUGCGGUGGCCGCCCGGGGAGAUACAAUCUUCAUCAUUAAGUUUGAGUAGCAAGUAUUUAACCUCAAAUGAAGCAGCCUGCAUGCAGUGGAACAGAUGUGUGAAGACUAUUCCUGUCAACAAGGAGCAAUGUACAGUAUUGGUGGUGCUGUUUCUACGCUCUACAUUUUGUGCCCAGAUGGGGUGUUUGGGGUGAUGGACACGAGAGGUUAUUUUGCAAGUUGGAGAGAAUGCCUUUGUAAGACCACAACAGUUACCAGUUCAUAUGGUGCACAAGAAUCACAGUUGCCCAAUCAAGAUGAACAGAAUGGCUUUCUUCAAUAAGAAAAUAGAACAUUCAUUUUUUAGGAUUAUGUCUACAACAUGAAGCAUUUAACAGUAGCUGUCUUUGAGAACAUUCAUCUAUGACCUGAAAUGUCCUGAUCCUGGGGAAAAUACGAGAUUCCAUUAAUUAAGCCUAUAAUUUUUAAAUAUAUUUUUAUGACUAAUCGUAUUUGCUUUUGCACAACACGGAUACAGAAUUCAUAAACCAGGGAUUAUUUUAACACAUACACACAUUUGUGUUUUUGCAUUCAAUAUACAAGAUACAUCAUUUUAAUCAAAUUUUAAAUAAUCUUUUAAAUUAUCUGUAUUUAUUAAUAAAUGAAGACUUGUCAGGAAGAAUUUGUCAUCCACGAACAAAAGUAAAGCAGGUUCCCCCAGAAUGGAUGGUAAUUUUGUGUUGGGUAAAAUCAAUAACUUAAAAGUAGAGCAAGAGGAAGACAGCAUUAACUGUACUCUGGAAAGAAUGGAUAUAAAGACAGAACAAGAUGAUUUCAAACAUGCAGACAGCAGUGAUGAACAGGAAGACAAAGAAAAGAACUUCAUUACCAACAACCCUGGCAAAUAUUUAUCUACAGAAAAUGAAGAUGAUUAUGGAUCUCUUUUUUCUCAGUAUAGUAGUACGUUGUAUGAUGUAGCAAUGGAAGCUGUGACACAAAGCCUCCUUUCUAGCAGAAACAUAAGCUCCAGAAAAAAGUCACCUGCUUGGAACCAUUUUUUUAUAUCUCCUAGAGAUAGCACUAAAGCAAUAUGUAUGUACUGUAUGAAAGAAUUUAGCAGGGGUAAAAAUGAAAAGGACCUGAGUACAAGUUGUCUCAUGAGACAUGUGAGGAGAGCCCAUCCCACUGUACUAAUUCAAGAAAAUGGAAGUAUGCCAGGUAUAUCCUCAUUUUCUUCACCUACAUUGUUACUGCCACCUCAGUCCGCAGAUGUUGGAGAUCUGAGUUCUAUGUUAUCACCUAUAAAACUGGUCAAGAAAAUGGCUUCUAAAAUACCAUCUCCAGAUCGAAUAAUCGAGGAAUCUGUUUCUAUUGUUUCUUCUGAAGAAAUACCAGAUCUCUCAGUUUCUGAAAAGUGCAGCAAAGAAGAAGUCAUGGUUGGGUCAUCUCCACAGCUACCCAACAACCAGUACGAUGACACGGUAGAGAAUGUAGCAGAAAAAACUGUUGUAAUUCCAAAGAGCACAUCAGGUUCCAGAAGGAGAUCUGCUGUCUGGAAACACUUUUAUUUGUCACCUCUAGAUAAUUCUAAAGCUGUUUGCAUCCACUGCAUGAAUGAAUUCAGUAGAGGAAAAAAUGGAAAGGACCUGGGAACGAGUUGUUUAAUAAGACACAUGUGGAGAGCCCAUCGUUCCAUUGUCCUGCAAGAGAAUGGGGGUGGUACCAGCAUACCACCUCUCUACACUGCACCUCCAACUCUGUUGCCUUCUUUACUACCCUCAGAUAGUGAUCUGAAUUCUAUGUCAUCCUCUCCUGGAAAACUAAUGAAAGAAUCAACUUCUGUUUCUUCUUCUCCAGACAGAAUCUCUGAGGAGAUCCAUACCAAUCUCUCUUCUGGAGAUGCUCUAGUGGAAGACACAAUGCUAUCGUCUUCUGAUGAUAUAGGUGAAGUCUCCUUUGUUUCAUCUCCUGAGAAACAGUGUGAGGGAUUAGGUCCACUAAUAUUUGAACCUACUGCUGUAUUUCAGCAAAAUAAAAGGAUUAUGAAAAGGCUUAAAUCAGAAGUUUGGCACCACUUUUCACUGUCACCUGCAGACAGUCUCAAAGCAGUAUGUAGAUACUGCAGUUGUAUGAUAAGUCGUGGUAAGAAAGGAGAUGUGGGCACAAGCUGCUUGAUGAGACAUCUAUAUAGACGCCAUCCUGAUGUAAUUGGAAACCAAAAGAGCUUUCUUGAUGUGAGUUUGGCAAAUUCUCCUUAUGCCACUUUGGCUUCUGCGGAAUGUUCAUCCUCAAAGUUGACUGAGUUGCCUACAAUGGUUACACAUGAUAAUCAAAUUAUAUUUCCUGUUAAUAGUAAGAAGACCUCAAAACUGUGGAAUCACUUUUCAAUUUGUUCUGCAGAUUCAACAAAAGUGAUAUGUAUGCACUGUGGACGUACAAUAAGUAGGGGGAAAAAGCCAACAAAUCUAGGCACAAGUUGCCUUCUAAGACAUUUGCAGCGGUUUCAUAACAAUGUAUUGAAAACUGAUGUGUCAGAGACAGUAUUAUCCUCUUCUACGGAUAAUCACAUGACACUGAGCACAGAAUUACUAGGAUCCUCAAAUUUUGAUGAAACCAAUGACAAGUUUUGUGACUCUCACCCAGUUGCCAAAAAAAUCACAAGUCUUGUAGCUGAAAUGAUUGCACUUGACCUUCAGCCAUAUUCUUUUGUAGACAACAUUGGCUUUAACAGGCUGCUUGAAUAUUUGCAACCUCAGUAUUCUUUACCUUCUCCAUCAUACUUUUCUAGGACAGCAAUUCCAGAUAUGUAUGAUAAUGUAAAACAAAUAAUUAUUUCACAUCUUAAAGAAGCUGAAAGUGGAGUGAUCCAUUUUACAUCUGGAAUAUGGAUGAGUAACCAAACACGAGAAUAUCUCACCCUGACAGCUCACUGGGUAACAUUUGAGUCUUCAUUUCGACCACAGUGUGAGGAUUACCAUUGUUCAGCACUAUUAAAUGUAUCACAGAUUGAUUGCGACUACAAUGGAAUCAGUAUUCAAAAGCAGUUAGAGUACUGGUGGGAAACAUGGAUUACUUCUGUUGGCCUUCAGAUUGGGAUUACUGUUACCGAUAAUCAGAGUAUAGAGAAAACUUUAAAUGAAGGUGACCAUUCAAGUGUACAAUGUUUUAGUCACACUGUUAAUGUCAUUGUAAAUGAGGCUAUUAAAAGCCAGAGAAUGGUUCAGAAUUUGCUUAGUAUUGCAAGAAAGAUCUGUGAACGCGUCCAUCGAUCAGCAAAAGCAAAAGAGAAGUUAGCUGAGUUGCAAAAAGAGUAUGAGUUGCCUCAGCAUCAGCUAAUACAAGAUGUUCCAUCAAAGUGGAAUACAUCAUUUCACAUGCUUGAACGUCUUAUCGAACAGAAAAGAGCAAUUGAUGAAAUGUCGAUAGAGUGCAGCUUUCGGGAGCUAAUAAGUUGUGAUCAGUGGGAAGUCAUGCAGUCGGUGUGUCAUGCUCUCAAACCUUUUGAAGCUGCAAGUAGGGAGAUGAGUACACAUAUGUCUACUCUAAGCCAGGUGAUUCCAAUGAUCCAUAUACUUAACAGGAAAAUAGAAAUGCUGUUUGAGGAAACAAUGGGCAUAGAUACGAUGCUGAAAUCUUUGAAAGAAGCUAUGGUGAGUAGAUUGUCCUCCACGCUUCAUGAUCCAAGGUACAUUUUUGCUACACUUCUGGAUCCCCGGUAUAAAACAUCCUUAUUUACAGAAGAGGAGGCUGAACAAUAUAAACAAGACUUAAUCAGGGAGCUGGAAAUAAUGAGUUCUACCUCAGAUGAUGAUAAACCUGUUUCCAAUGGAUGUGAUAUAGGUUCACCAUCUACAAAUUCAUAUGGGGAAGAUAAUCUUUGGUCACUCAUGGGUGACAUGAAGAAAACAAAAGACCUGAAAGAGAGAGCAAAGUUACCGGAGGAAAUGGUGCUUUCUUACUUGGAGGAAGAAGUGCUUGAGCAUAACUGUGAUCCUCUAACUUACUGGAACUUUAAGAAGUCAUCUUGGCCAGUACUGUCAAAAUUGGCUGUCAGGUUCUUGGGGUGUCCACCAAGCAUUGUUCCUUCAGAGAGAUUGUUCAAUACAUCCAAUGAAAGCAACAAUUUUAGUCAGUCAAGGUUAAUGAUUGAACACUUUGAAAAGCUUAUCUUUUUGAAAGUGAAUCUUCCUUUAAUAUACUUCCAGUAUUGAAACUAAUGAACAAACUGCUAGACUAAAUCUAUUGUUGCUCACUGGAUAUUAACUAUCUAUAACUUGGAUUUUUAAAUUGCUCCAAUAGGGGCCAUGUAUGACAUCUAAUCAGUGACUAUAAUUCCAAAUUUUAGUUUCUUUUUUUUUUUUUCAGCUUUCAAUAUGUCUACAUGUGCCUUAUUCAUAGUACUUCAGGCCAGAUAUUGUAUAUAUGUUUUUUAAAAAUCCACACUAGAAAUAGCCUGUCUUGUCAAAUUAUACAAAAUUAUGUAGGUUUUAAUCCAUAAUUGUAAAUGAACUUUAAAAAAGCUCAGUCAUUUGUUUUAAUAGAAUUGCAAAAAAAAAAAAAAAAAAAAAAAAAAGAUGUAAACAGUUCUAUUCUGUAGUUUUUUAUUCAAUUAUUAUGUAAAAACCAUAAACCAGGUACUGUAUUUUAGUUGAACAUUGCUUUAAUUGCAACAAAACAGCUUUUGUAGUUGUCAAAAGAAAGCUGUACAUGAAAGAAUGGGGUUCAAGCUGUCUUUUUAUCAUGUGGUGUUUUUAACUGCAAGCCCUAAAGUACUUAAAGGAUUAAAAAGUUACUGAGGAAGACAUGUUUACAGGAGACUAUUGACUUAGUAUCUGAAAAUGAAUCUUAAAUUUGUGAAUAUAUGGAAUGUCAGUUAUACAGCAAUUAGUAGUAAAACUUCCCAUUCUGGGUUCUCCUGUUCAGGUUUUACAUUUUAACUGAACUACAGAAAUAUUCUGGGUAUUUAUAAAAGCUCUUUGGAAGUCUUAUCAAAGUUUGUGAAUUAAUGCUUGUUAUUUAAUGCCGUGUACAAAAAAGGCAAGAAAUUUACCAUGAAGACUCUAAUGUCAUUCUAAAGCCUGUUCUAAUCUUUAGUGCAUUGAAACUAUAAGGUUCCCUAUUGUAAAAACUGAGCCCUUACUCCUAAUGUAAUUUCAGUUGUGUAGAACAGCCUGUCUUAAAGCUCCUAGUACAGAAAUAACUGACCUUCUGAUUUUCAGUAAUAGCCUUAUGGAUAUGGUGCACUGCUUAUAAUUUUAUGUAGUAGGGUUGAGACUUAACUGUUGGUGUCCAUCAGGCAAAUGGGAUAUAGAGCCCUCAAAACUUCAAAUAAGAUGGAAAAAAAAAUAGCCAGCGUUUUAAUUUGAAAGGAACAUUCUCCAUGGUUUAACUCUAGAAAGAUUAAUCUUCUCAUUUCAGCUUUCACUGAAUACUUUUUGGGAAACAAGUCAUCAUUUGCCUAUGACCUUUUAGAAGAGUUGUAGCCUUGUUAAAAUACUGUACCUAUGCCUAAUCUAAUUUUGCAUUUACUAUGUUUUAGUGUAUUUAUAAAUGGUGAACUCAGUUUCUGAAAUUAAACAUUUUAUUUGCAAUUUUCUAGUGGUAGUCAACACUGCCUUUUAUUUUCAGAUGGAUUUAAGACAAUCAUUGAAUAAAAAUUGAUACAAUUGUAAUCAUAAAUAUACCACAGAACAUGCUAUGUGGGAAAAUUGGGUUUACAUUUAGCUCUUUGGACUUAAGCCUGGAUUCUGGUUCUUUUCAUUUCACUCAAGCUAUUCAACCUCAGGAAAAUUUGUUGAAUUCUUUCCCAGGUGGCUUCAGUUGCUACAUGACAUUUCUCUAAAUAUUUUAUGGUUUUAGGUAUUUCAAUUGUUACUCCAUCAGUUAUAUUUGUACCUGUACUAUUUUAGUAAAUUAUUAUAUAGUGUAUCUGGGAAAAACUUAAUACCGCAUUUUGUCUACAGUAUUUUAAAAGGUAAAUUUCAAUUCUAUCAACAGUCAGCAUUUCUUUGUUCUCCUAGGGUUAAAUGAGAACAACACGUGUUUUUUUCUGCAGUAAUAAAACAAUUUGUUCUAGUUUAUGAAUAGUUGGAACUAGUUGAGUUUGAAGCAGCUUAUUGGGAAACAUGUUUAAAUGGUUACUGGUUAAUUAUUAUCUCAGUUUUUUUCCCUACAUUUUUACCUGUGAAUAUAACCUUGACCUUUGUAAAAGAGAUGUUUAAUUUCUCCAAACCAGUAGAGAGGCAGCGUAGAGGAUUAAGAAACCUUUUUUUUAUUAUUAUUUUUAAACAAGUGAUACAAUUUUCACUCAAGACUUGAAUGUAAAUAUGGCCUUUGGCUUAAAGCACUGUAGAGCCACGUCAUACCAGCGGGAAUGCUGGCACUGCACAUGCUUACCUGAAAAUCCCAAUUCUCUGGAAAUAAGCAUCCUGGCUCCUCUGAAGGCAGCCUUUACUGUAGCUCCUGUGUAACUCUCAUGUGGAAAGCUGAAGUGUAGCUGACAAUUUGUAUCUUAUUCAUACGGAUACUUAAUUGUAUAGUUGUGCUUUUUGUCAAGACUUCCUGAGAGCAUGAGAACUAGUCGCUGUUCUUAAAAGUAAAAUUUUAUCAGUUAAUCUAGUUCAUUUGUACCUGCAAUUUCUUUUUUUGAAGGGCUUAGUUCUUAAGACCACACUGUUUCAGUGUCAGCUUGGUUAAGAAUUAAUAAUAGGCUUGUGUUAGAAUUUUUUUGAUGAUAAUAUGCAGGCCCAAAUGCCUUAAAAUUGAAGCACAUAAUUCCUAGAAACUUAAAUAGGAGAGGCUGAAAGCCCAAAGUCACUAUUUUUCCAUUGCAAGCCUCAGUCCUUCUGUAGGAGUUACGGGAGCAUCUCAAUCUUCAGAUCAGGCACUGCUGCCUUUGAGAAAAUAAUGACUUCAGAAGAAGGGCUGAAAGCUUUCACUGAAGUAUCGAGGUAAGUUAUUGAGUGGGUUGGGCUUGUGUUGGGUUUACUUUAUUAUUUUCAAUAUAAAUUCUUAGUGAUGAUUGCUAAAAUUUUGUUUCUUCCAACCUUUCUCAUAUUUGUAAUGUAUAGGAGACUCACCUAUUUUUACAUUACCCUCUCAGACUGUAAUAAAGCACAAGCUGUCAACAUGGAAGUUUUCAACAAGCUGAGUUUGUGCUGCACCAAUCCCUGUAGCAGCAGACAGUUCCCAAAUGGGUAAUGAUAUGAUGAACCUGCAACGAUAAUAUUUAUUUAAUUAAAACAGUUAAUUUAAGUACAUUUGCAACUUUAGAAGUAAAUUUAGUAAGCAGACUUUGGUUAUUUUCCUCUUGGCAUAAAAAGUGUAAUGGUACUAAGGAUGUAACUUUGUGUCACUGUAAGAAUCUUACAGCAUUCUCUUAAGAGUAGGCAGGUGUAACAACUAAUUACACACCCCAGUAAGAAAUACUUUGUAAUACUAAAGAAGAGGAAGAAGUAAAGAAAUCAAGACUUGUGAAGGGUAUAUAAUGGAAAGUAUGGGAGAUGUGUAUUAUGCUUGGGAAACCUGUGAAUAAUGCUCCCCAGACAUUGCCUCUUGUCAUUUGUCCUCUUUUCCUACCCAAAGUAAAAGUGAAGGAAACCUAUUUGACUGCAAAAUUUGGCCAGUGGGCACUUACUAGGAAUACUCCUAGCUUCUCCUUUCUCCCCAAGAGUAGGUUCUGAAUUUGCGAAGAACCAGAAUCUCAGACUAGAGCAGUUUAAAUUCCAGGAAAAGGAUGUGAUGGAUUAAAUGUAGAUAUAGAUGACAAGCACAAAAUAGAUGUUUACAGUUGUUGAAAGAUCUGUCCCUUAAAGCAGCAUUUUUUUUUCUGUCACUAUACAGAGCUGACCGUAACAAGCUUGCAUUUAGGUAUCUCCAAACACAUAAAAAAUAAACAUAUAAUUAGCAAAUAACACUUUCUAAUUAUAGAUUAUUUAGAUUUUAUAAACAAAGCCUUUUAGUCUUCCACAAAUAUAUUAAUCCUUUGCUUUAUUCUUAGCAACAAGAAAGAGUGAUUCUUUACCUUAGUGGUUUCCUUGCAAAACUGACCCAAAAGUGCUUUGUUUCAUAAAAUGAGUAUGCCAGCCAGAAAUAACCACAGUCAUGUCCCCAACUCAGGUAUCAGCUUGGGCUACAAGGGCUAGACUGAUGUCUAAGCAGAACUUGCCUUCUCCCCCCCUCCCUGUAUGAACCAAUUCCUUCUUUUAAUUUCUUAUUUUAAAUUGGCAGUUUUAAAGGAAAAGAUGGACUCCAUUUCAGAUGUCAUUUUUACCUUACACUUGACAUAACUGGACACAAAUCAAGCCUUGAUACAGAACCAAGGCUAGUUGCAGCUGAAAUAAAGCAGAAUUUGUAAACCAAGACUGCCUGCGUCAGUAAGAUGUAACAUUUCAGAAGAAACAUUGUCUGUCCUUGCUGUCAUAAACAAAGAUCUGAAAUGAGCAAAGAAAAGUAGUUGUAGUUGUUCGUUUAUCUAAGGAGCUGAUCUAAAAUAAGUAGUUGCAUACAAAAUGGAUCGAUUAAAUUUAGGAAUCAUACAUAUUUAAAUUUAAAAAUUAAGAAAACCUUCAAAGAAGUAUUCUUUGUCAUUUAACUUCAGGAAUUUUUGCAAUCACUUCUAAUCUUCUGUGUCAUAUGUUAAGCAGAUAGCAAUACAUUUCAUUUCAGACAUAGCUGAGACUGAUUAUGUAACCAGCUAACUGAGAAGGCUGUGGCUAAACAGUGUUGCUUACAUCAGUGAUAAACUCAGCUUGUGGUUUUGUUCUUUUCAUGCAAACAGAAAGUGAAGUCAUUUGUACAAGACUGAAUACUAAGUUACAAGGAAAGCUCUUGCUGGGUGGGUGGGAGUAGUUACAAAUCAGCACAAGUACUAAAGCGAGGAAAGCAACACAACUCCCAAAUAAUUUCUGUUAUGUAUGGAAAAGCAUUCUCUGAUGCAAGGAAAACGCACACUCUUGCAUUGAAAUUGAGAUACAGCAAGCGAGUUCUUAAAUCUUCUAUCACCUUUCAAACUCCUUAGCAUUAUGGAAAGAACUGGAAGUAUUAAGGAAGAUGGGAAUGGUCCUAGAACAGUUGUAACUGUAGUAGGAGAGGUAGCACAAUCUCAGUCUUGUUCACCUGGAUGUGUAACCUGUCUCACCCAGGGGAAAUAGCCAGGAAGCGAGAAAAGGGGGUAUGAUCAAUGUUUCAAAAUGUGUUCUGCAUUUACAUUGCAUUGAGGUUGUGUUCCGACAGCUGAAAUUAAAUGGAUGGCAAAGGGGGGAACCUGAGAUACGUUCAGGCUUUUCUCAGUGUUAACAGAUAAACAUACGUAUUGAAUCCAACACAACCAUUCUCCAGCGCCCUCACCCCAAAUCUGCUCUCGAGAGAGAAGACCCAGAGCAAGUACUUAAGGAAGGUAUAAAGUAAAUAUGGUCUGAUUUUUUUUUCCCCCCCAGCUCUGUAAGUUCUAUUACCUUAGAGACUUUGUGAACUCUGAGUUGUUCCCUGAUCUUUUGUUCUUUCAGUUCUCGAUGGGAGUGAUCUGUUUAACCCUGUUUUGAAGCGGCUUUUACUUUCAGCAUCCAAAAAUGUUCUCUAUCAAUGAGUUCCACAACUUUUUCCAUGAGUUUUACAACACAACAUGUCCUAAAUCUCAUGCUGUAAGAUAGUGAUUAUUCACCAUCUCUGGGUGAAAAGAUAGAGUGACAUGUUUGUGUCCAAAUAAUUUGUUAGCCGUGCUCUUUACAGGAAUAUUGUUGCUUGUAAGAAAUUAAGUCAAACUUCAAAAGGUGAUGCUAUGCAAUGUUUGACCUUUGGGGAGUUUAAGAAGAUGUCCUAAAAUAAACUUAGUUCUACAGCAGCA
Messenger RNA from Tyto alba (common barn owl), 9961 nucleotides. It is a transcript of the gene ZBED4, whose product is annotated as zinc finger BED-type containing 4. The record is from RefSeq and is a predicted model, not a curated record. Bases 840 to 4328 code for a protein of 1162 amino acids. Gene Ontology annotation, molecular function: DNA binding; protein dimerization activity. Lineage: Eukaryota; Metazoa; Chordata; Aves; Strigiformes; Tytonidae. The transcript has 4 exons.